AUGAUGCCGCGGCCACCUCGCUGUGACGCCUGCUAUGAACAGAAACCCGCCUCAGACCUCAAACACUGCGUGGGGUGCGAGACGACGUGGUACUGCAGCAAGGCCUGCCAGAAGAAACACUGGCGGGACCACAUCUUCGACUGCGACCCCAAGCGACCUAUCGCUACCGCAUAUUAUCUCUCGCGUGGGUGUCGGACCACCCUCAUCCCCGUACACAUGCAGACGCGAAAGGACUUUGGCUUCGAGAAGGCGGAGAACCUCGUGGGUGACGACGCGCAGAAGAUGCUACUCGGGUUGUGGACGUACGUGCUCCGUUACCUCGACGUCUCCGAGAAGGAGUUGCAGAAGUGGCUGGCGGAGGGCACAAUGGUGAAGCGAAUCAAGGCGGCGUUCGAGCACGUUCCGCAUCAGGGACAGGGUCCGUACUUUGCGUGGUUUCUUGAGCACCAGCACAUCCUGGACGGAUCUCCCCUGGACGUCACGGAACCGCACGAGGCCACAAUGCGCGCUGCAAUGGCCGCCACCCGGAAGGCGUGGGUCAUGGCGGGCGGGUCCCCCGACGAUAGCCUGGAGACGAUAGCUGCGAAAACCCAGGCUUUGACGUGCCGCGAUCAAGCGUGCCUCAAGUUCUACCAGCGCUCGACGCUCAACGUGUACCCUUCGCCGCAGGAGGAGCAGUGGGUCACCUUCGGGUACGUGGCCGCAAUGAAACAGGAGAACGAGGUGCCGAUCAGCCAGAUGUACGGCGAGCUUAUCUUUGAACACUGCACGUUCAACGAGUUCUCGACCGCGUACGGGACCUCUUCCAUCCUGAAGCUGGCGGAGGAGCACAGGGUGAGCAUGGCUGGUAUGGACGACACCACACACGCGCUCUUCCGGGACGUCAUGGCCGAGAGUCCGCGCCGGUUCAAGACCGUGUGGUACUUGAAGCAGUACAUCGACCAGUUUCUAUGCGCGGAACCAGGCACGCCUCCGAUUCUUCCGCACCGGGCCAUGCACGCGGACUAUGGGUUCAUCAACUGCAGGAGCGCGUCGGAUCUUGUCAUGCUAGACGAACUGUACAGGGCGUAA
Messenger RNA from Trametes versicolor FP-101664 SS1, 1071 nucleotides. RefSeq lists its product as uncharacterized. The coding region runs from base 1 to 1071 and encodes 356 amino acids. The record is from RefSeq and is a predicted model, not a curated record. The transcript has a single exon. Lineage: Eukaryota; Fungi; Basidiomycota; Agaricomycetes; Polyporales; Polyporaceae.